Molecule: messenger RNA, 1514 nt
Organism: Silurus meridionalis
Lineage: Eukaryota; Metazoa; Chordata; Actinopteri; Siluriformes; Siluridae
Gene: polr1e
Product: RNA polymerase I subunit E
Exons: 12
Coding region: 41-1330 (429 amino acids)
Biological process (GO): RNA polymerase I preinitiation complex assembly; nucleolar large rRNA transcription by RNA polymerase I; transcription elongation by RNA polymerase I
Cellular component (GO): RNA polymerase I complex
Molecular function (GO): DNA binding
Source: RefSeq, a predicted model, not a curated record
CACCACGUGGCGGCGCUGUGGAGCAGCAGCAGCGCCGUGGAUGUGGGGAAAAAAAAAACCAACAAACAAGAAUACUUCAGUAACAGUAGCAAUGGCGGCGUUCUGUACGUGGAAACCGUGUAAAGAAUCGGAAGAAGAACGAGCCGUUAUUGUGAAAUUUUCCAACGGCCAGGUGAAAAACAUCGAUCAGCUGAACUUCCAGCUUUUCAAGCACUCUGACGAUGUCAAUCCGAGAAAGAAACACAGGCGCAUGGUGGUUGCGGAAUCAGAUCGGUUGUCCUAUGUCGGGAGUAACUUCGGCUCGGGCUCGUUACAAUGCAACAACAUGUGCAAUUAUUUUGUGGGAGUUUUGAACAAAACCACCAUGAAGAUGAAGGUGCAAAGGGCUCAGCUUUUCAACCUGCAGCCAGUCAUACCAGGAGAAACAUCAGCAAAUACUGAUGACAAUGAGAGCAAGACCUACAGAGAGAAGUUGGACGCUCUCAUCGAGGCGUUCGGCACGACAAAGCAGAAGCGCGCUCUGAGCUCCAGGCGCCUGAACGAGGUCGGGAACGACACGCUGCAGAAAGCUGUGGCUCGAGCUGCCAGCAACAUCAUAGACCAGAAAGGACUGGAAGCAUUGCAGCAGGAUGUGGCAGAUUCACAGACCCUGACUGAAUCCAAUUUCUUCCUCCCGCCCUGUAACAGGGACGCAGUAAACCGUGAGGAUGUUUACCCCUUUAAUGACCUGCUGUCUCUAGCCGAGUUUGACUCGCUCAAGCAGCUUGGUGAGAAAAUGUUGGGACUUAUCUCUGAAGACAAGCUGACCAAAAGUGGCUCCUUACCUGAGACAGUAAAGAAGAUUCUGAAAAGUCUUCCCAAAGAGGGUGAAGAUCGAGACCGAGAAGCACGCUGUGCCUGGUACCUGUCUUACCUCAUCAGACUUGCACAGAUAAAAAAACUGCAGAAAAAGUUUGGUGAGAGUGAAUGUCCAUCAGUUGUCUUCAGGAAAGUCCAGAAGCACUUCACAGUGGAGAGUUUUGAUAAAGGAAGAGUGAACAGCACGGUGACUGCUUCUACAGUCAUUAAGAUCGCGUCCCACUGUCUGGCUUUACUGCUUCAUAUUGGAGACCAGCAAGUAGACCUGACGCUCCUGCACAGAGACCUUGCUAUCAGCGAAACCAAGAUGCUGGAGGUGGCAAAAGCCAUGGGGCUUAAACUUUCCCGCCAGUCCAUCCACAAUUUGGAGGAGUCAGGACUACAGGAUGACCACAGAAUGGCUUCACUGGAGCUUCCACUUGUACGCUACGAACGGCGGAUGGAGAGCCGAAAACGCAAGAAAAUGAAGUGAAAUGGAAUGACCGAAUGUACGUUCAUGAUUCAGUAACUCCAUAGACAUUUUCCAUUUUAAUGUCUGGUAAGCUUUAGGAAGGGAGAGACACAAGUGAAUGAAUACAAAUGAAUCGUUUAUUUCCCCACAUAAUGAGCACAUACCCUCAUUUUAUUGUGAAUAAAACGAAGUCAUUUGCUUGAAA